This is a messenger RNA of Iphiclides podalirius (scarce swallowtail), 375 nucleotides long. NCBI's taxonomy places the organism in Eukaryota, Metazoa, Arthropoda, Insecta, Lepidoptera, Papilionidae. The record is from the annotation of a GenBank genome assembly.
AUGCGACCGACAACCUCGACCCCUGGCGCCCGCAUCUACGGCGUAGAGGUCGAACUACGCCGCUACGAGAUCGCGGUGUUGUUUGGGCGGCCCAUCGUGGCUUAUCGCUGGGCGGCCGGAAGGCGCAAGGGCGGCGCGUCCGCGCAAGGGCGGGCGGCGACCGCGCCACCGGAUCCGGCGGCGGUUAGCGCUCUUAUCGCCCACGCCGGGAUGACGCCGUUUCACUAUUUGGUCGGCCUGGGUGCCAUAGCACCCGAGAGCACGGGAGUAGUAGUAGUAAAGUCUCAAGGAGGCUUUAGUUGCACCCGGGUCGCGGAAGAUUGCGUCAUCAUGUUCCCUUGCCUCUCCCCCGAUCCAGUGGCAGGGGAUCUAUGC